CCUACAGCGAAAACUAUGCUUUUCAAGAAGGCCAUUUCCAUUUUCCCCUGUUUCAAUUUGUACCAGUGCUAAGCUAAUGAUGGUGUUCACUUACCAAUAAAUAAAGUCAGAUCACAAACAAUCACGGCCCAAAAAUUUCUUGACUAAAAGACUAGGAUUGGAUUAACCUUUAACAAACUGCUUUUGCACGUUAAUUACUCUCUCCCACCAGUGUAAAUAAGCGCCCUGAAACACUGUCGAGAGGGCUAUUUUCCCCAGCUUCCAUUAGAAGUCCCAUCAUGCCAGCUGCUAGCUGUUUCCGUCAUCACUAUCUUUAUCUUUCCUUCAUUGACAAUCUUGUAUAACUGCAGAUUCUGUAAUGGGAUUCUCUCAGAGUAUUGGCAUGUAAAUAAUCCUCUGUUUUCUCUGAUAAGAGGAUUACAACAGAGUCGAAUGUCUGAUCAGAAAACAAGGCUCAUGAGUGACCAUUUAUCAAAACCAACCUCAAUUUUUGGUUUGCGGUUAUGGGUAGUUCUUGGUGUGUGUGUAGGGGCAGCCUUUGUGCUGGUUCUUUUCCUUAUUACUCUAUGGCUCGCUUCAAAGCGUUCCAAGACUAAGAGUAUUAACAAACCCAAAAUCCCAGUUGUCUCCAAAGAGAUCCAGGAAAUCAGAGUCGAACCCAUCAAACAACACAGGGCUCAAAUCCAAACCCACACGUUUCCCGACCCGGAGAUUGCCGCCGGAAAUGAAAGGCAAGCUUUGUUGCUUAUGCCUCCGGAGGAGGAGAGUCCAAUAGGAUAUCAUGGGGUUCAGAUUGAGACUGGCAAAGGGCAUUUGAUUUCCUAUCCUCGCUCUUCUGGAGAGGCGCCACGUGGCGGAGGAGGCAGCGGCUGCGGUGUUGAUCAGAUUGCUAUGGUAGGCCCUGAUGUUUCACAUUUGGGGUGGGGCCAUUGGUAUACUUUGAGAGAGCUGGAGGCAUCCACCAAUGGGUUUGCUGAUGAGAAUGUGAUCGGCGAGGGAGGGUAUGGGAUAGUCUACCACGGUGUUUUAGAGGAUAACACUCAGGUAGCUGUCAAGAACUUGCUUAAUGACAGGGGACAGGCUGAGAGGGAAUUCAAAGUUGAAGUGGAAGCCAUUGGAAGAGUCCGGCACAAAAACCUAGCAAGACUGCUUGGCUAUUGUGCUGAAGGAUCUCAUAGGAUGCUGGUGUACGAGUAUGUGAACAACGGGAACUUGGAACAGUGGCUUCAUGGGGAUGUAGGGCCUCGCAGUCCUCUUACUUGGGAAAUAAGAAUGAACAUUGUCUUGGGAACUGCAAAAGGAUUAACCUACCUUCAUGAGGGACUCGAACCAAAAAUAAUUCACCGUGAUGUAAAAUCGAGCAACAUUCUGCUUGACAAGCUGUGGAAUCCUAAAGUUUCAGACUUUGGCCUUGCCAAGCUCCUUUACUCGGAGAGCAGCUAUAUUACAACCCGUGUAAUGGGAACAUUUGGCUAUGUAGCUCCUGAGUAUGCGAGUACAGGCAUGUUGAAUGAAAGGAAUGAUGUGUAUAGCUUUGGAAUUCUUAUUAUGGAAAUUAUUUCAGGGAGGAACCCAGUUGAUUAUAGCCGGCCUCCAGAAGAGGUCAACUUAGUUGAGUGGCUUAAGAAGAAGGUCGCUGAAAGGAAUCCAGAGGGGGUAUUGGAUCCUAAGUUACCAGAGAAGCCUUCUUCAAGGGCACUAAAGAGGGCUCUUCUUGUAGCUUUACGUUGUGUGGACUCAAAUGCACAGAAGAGGCCAAAAAUGGGACAUGUUGUACAUAUGCUUGAAGCUGAUGAGUUCCCAUCGAGAGAUGAUCGCAGAGGCAGAAGAGAUCCAAGAAGCACACUAUCCGAAAAUGCUGAUGGAUCGAUGAAGAAGCCUGUAACAAAAUCAGGUGACAGAGCUAGUGCAAGAAACAAAAGCACUGAAGAGAUUUAACUGAACAGGUUCCCAGUGGAUUGCAAAUAUUGUAUUGCCUGCUGCAGCUCCAUUUAGAUUGGCUGGCCUACUCUAUAGUGAAGUGACUUUGUGGCCAUCACACAUAGACAUACUAAUGUAUCAUCCUUCAUUGCAAGAUUGAAGUCAAGGCUCCUGUGGUUGGGAACUGUUGUCCCUGGGAGCUCUGAGCAAAAGUUGUGCCAUGUAAUUCAUAGUUGCAUUGCUGCUUAAUUCAUAGUUAAAUAAAACCUGUCAUAUAUUAUAAGUUCAGAUUUUAGAUAA
This is a messenger RNA of Hevea brasiliensis (rubber tree), 2220 nucleotides long. Its product is annotated as probable serine/threonine-protein kinase At1g01540. The transcript is spliced from 7 exons. The record is from RefSeq and is a predicted model, not a curated record. Gene Ontology annotation, biological process: protein phosphorylation. Gene Ontology annotation, molecular function: protein kinase activity; ATP binding. Bases 433 to 1938 code for a protein of 501 amino acids. Lineage: Eukaryota; Viridiplantae; Streptophyta; Magnoliopsida; Malpighiales; Euphorbiaceae.